GCCGCAGAGCAAUCGCGUCCCGGAAGUGGCGGCGGUGGGGGAGGCGGAGGAGGGUCUCAGUCCUACGACUUCAGAGCGGCCUUGGGAAGUGGUUCGUCGUCGGGGUGGGGCGGGCCUGAGGAAAAGCUCCUGGGUCUAGUGGCCCUAUCAAGUGCCUCCUGGCCGCCUCCGCCCCUUCCCCAUCUACGCAGCGACCGGGAUGCAGACCUCAGAGCGAGAGGGCUGUGGACCGGAGGUGAGCCCCAGCACGGUCCCUGAGGCUACCCUGGAGUCUCUGCCUGUUCCUAUCAAGUCGCCGGCGUUUGAUCUGUUCAACUUGGUUCUGUCCUACAAGAGGCUUGAGGUCUACCUGGAACCUCUGAAGGAUGCCGGCGAUGGGGUCCGGUACUUGCUCAGGUGGCAGACGCCAUUGUGUUCCUUGCUGACCUGCCUGGGCCUCAACAUCUUGUUCCUCACCUUGAACGAGGGUGCCUGGUACUCCGUGGGCGCCCUGAUGAUUUCAGUGCCCGCCCUACUGGGCUACCUUCAGGAGGUUUGCCGGGCACGGCUGCCCGAGUCUGAGCUGAUGAGGAGGAAGUACCACAGCGUGAGGCAGGAGGACCUGCAGAGAGUUCGCCUGUCUCGCCCCGAGGCCGUAGCCGAGGUGAAGAGCUUCUUGAUCCAGCUGGAGGCCCUCCUGAGCCGCCUGUGCUGCACCUGCGAAGCUGCCUACCGCGUGCUGCACUGGGAGAACCCCACCGUGUCCUCACAGUUCUAUGGGGCUCUUCUGGGCACGAUUUGCAUUCUGUAUCUGCUGCCUCUGUGCUGGGUCCUUGCCCUUUUAAACAGCACACUCUUCCUGGGGAAUGUGGAGUUCUUCCGAGUGGUGUCUGAGUAUAGGGCAUCUCUGCAGCGGCGGAUGAACCCCAAGCAGGAAGAGAGUGCCUUCGAGAGCCCGCCACCGUCAGAUGCUGGGGAGAAGGGCGCUCUGGCGGACUGCACUCCGGCGCCCACGCCCACAGAGGACCUCACGCCAGGCAGUGUGGAGGAGGCAGAGGAGGCCGAGCCUGACGAGGAGUUUAAAGAUGCGAUUGAGGAGACCCACUUGGUGGUGCUGGAGGAUGACGAGGGGUCCCCGUGCCCGGCAGAGGACGAGCUGGUCCUGCAGGACAACGGCUUCCUGAGCAAGAAUGAGGUGUUGCGCAGCAAGGUGUCACGGCUCACCGAGCGACUCCGCAAGCGGUACCCGACCAACAACUUGGGGAGCUGUACGGGCUGCUCGGCAACCUUCUCAGUGCUGAAGAAGAGGCGGAACUGUAGUAACUGUGGAAACAGCUUCUGCUCUCGGUGCUGCUCCUUCAAGGUGCCCAGGUCCUCCAUGGGGGCCACAGUUACAUAUGCUUAUUCUAGAAGAUUUGGAAAUUACUAUACAGAAGAAGAAGGAAGAGAAAAAUAAUCUUGUAAUCUUACCACCCAGAGAUAAUAACCACUGUUAAAACAUUUUGGAAAAUUUUCUCCUGGUAUUUUAUUUUAAAAAGCAUUUUAAAAGUUAUUCUUUUGGUGCCAAAAUAAUGUCUAAUGCAUAGAAUAUCUGGGAGAGGCUUGCUGUUGGCAUGGUCACUCCCGGAACCCCCAGGUCCCGUGGAAAGAGAAGUCUCUGAGGGCAAGUGCGUGAGCUGGGACAGUGAGCUUGUAGGCUGGGGGAGGGUGGUCUGUGUGGGGCUUGGGGUGGGGUGGGGUGGGGUAGGGAGGGGAGGUGGUUCCAGUUGGAGGGGCAAUCAGCCAGAGGGCAUGAGGAAGCAUCUCACCAAGUUCUUCCUCCUUUUCAGCCCCCGAAGCCCAGAGAGAGACUGUGUUUGUGUGUGCCUCGUGUAACCAGACCUUGAGCAAGUGAGAAGAGGGGCCAGGGUCCAAGAGGCCGCCUUUCCCCGGGGCCAGCAGUAGACCCCGCUCUCCCCACCCUUAGCCUUGGGCAGAUGUGGUCUGAAUGCUAGGUAGGCUUCCCCUCCCUGCCCCCGCUGUCUGCAUCCGGGUUCUGGAGCCGUCCUCCACUCCUGCGGAUGGCCAGUAGUGGUUGCUCCCCAACCAGGACUGGCAUGUUUGCCUUGCUCUGUUCUGGGUGUUAGGGAACUCAGGGCUGGGUGGGAAGUAGAAGUUAGAGGGCAGCAGUGAGCCAGGCCUGGUCUGGACUGGUCUUCUGGGCAUCCCUGAAUGCCUGGGAGUUCUCUGAGGCCAGAGGUCAGAGAUUGGGAAAAGCGAUUCUUCCCCCGCUGGGUACUGGGCCAGGCCCUUGCCCUCCAGAGCCUGCAGAAGGACUUGCACCGUGUCCCAGUUCUACUAUUCGAGUAUUCCUGCAGGCGUCAGGAGCUCAUUUCCCCGCCAGAGGGCAUGGCCAGGGCUAUCAAGACCAAAAGUACUUCUAGAAACAGGGUCAGAGUUCCCAGAUUCUCUCAGAGGAGGGCCUGGCAGAACCCUUCAGUAUUAAGCAGAGCAAAACACGGGGAGCCGCAGCAGCUCAGAGGGCCUCAGCCCCACCUCGCAGAGACCUUGGCUUACAGACUGUCAGCCCACAUGUUAUCCUAGUGUUUUCAGCUCUGCUGGGUAGAUGCUGGGCGCUCAGUCACUCCUGCUCCCCAUGUUUAGAGCCUGGCCACCUCCUCUGGCCUAGAGCUACAGCUUCCCUCACUGGCCCUUUGUCCCAUGGAGUGAGUGUGAGGUCAGAUGAGCUCAGCAGAGGUCCUGAAGCUCUUGACCUCUGGGGGCCUGGGAAGUGUGGGGUGUCGCUAGGCUGGUCUCAGAUUCCAGGGCUGAUCUCCAGCAGGACAGCCUCAGUUAUGGGAUAAGGCCACCUGGGGUGCCCAUCCUGUCUGCAGUAGUUUGUGUUCACCCUGGACUCUUAAGGGCUGGCUCAGUGUCUCUCCCUAAGCCAUGAGCGGGCUCAGGCACCCCUUCCUUCCCCAGGAGCUUCCCUGCCUUUUUGAAGUAUUUAUUUAUUUAUUGCAUGAUUCCCGGGAACAUGGGGCACAGGAAACGGGAUCAGGAGGAUGGGGGCCCUCUUCUGCCCUAGGGUGCUGCCUGGACUCAUGAGCUGCCUGGAACUCAGAGCCUGGGAGGUGGAGACGUUUCUGUACCCUCAGCUGGGAUGUGAGGAGGCAGGCUGGGAGUCAGGGCUCAUCCUAGGCCAGCUUUCUUUCCCAGCCAGUCAGUCUAGGAGCCAGGGGCCUGCCUCAGGCCCAGAGGGGCAAGUCCUUGAGGAACCAGGCAGGCCUUGGUAGACCCCCUUCCUCAAGCUCCUUGGUCCUGUUGAGAUAUGAGUUAAGUGCUCAUGCUUUAUUUACACUGGAGAGGAACUACAAGGAUGUCUUUGUAUAUGGAGAAUUGUCAAUAAAGAGGCCUCAACCUUUCUA
Cervus elaphus (red deer) is the source of this 3386-nucleotide messenger RNA. It is a transcript of the gene ZFYVE27, whose product is annotated as zinc finger FYVE-type containing 27. Lineage: Eukaryota; Metazoa; Chordata; Mammalia; Artiodactyla; Cervidae. Gene Ontology annotation, biological process: protein localization to plasma membrane; neuron projection development; endoplasmic reticulum tubular network formation. Gene Ontology annotation, cellular component: growth cone membrane; endoplasmic reticulum tubular network. The transcript is spliced from 13 exons. Gene Ontology annotation, molecular function: metal ion binding. The record is from RefSeq and is a predicted model, not a curated record. The coding region runs from base 200 to 1435 and encodes 411 amino acids.